Molecule: messenger RNA, 1149 nt
Organism: Alternaria infectoria
Lineage: Eukaryota; Fungi; Ascomycota; Dothideomycetes; Pleosporales; Pleosporaceae
Exons: 3
Coding region: 1-1149 (382 amino acids)
Molecular function (GO): protein binding
Source: RefSeq, a predicted model, not a curated record
AUGCCUCCCUUCCCGAAGUCCAUUGCCGAGGACCCCGGGUCAGUUUUCUGGCAGCUCCAGUCCUUCUCCAUUGGCAAGGAGCAGAAGACCACUGUCCAUACAACCCUCUUCCUCGAUCGUGCCAACGCUGAGUUUGGCUUCGUCGUAUACACGUCUGCUAGCAUCGCAUUCGUCCUCCGCUUCCCCGAGACAAACGAGCCUAUCUAUUUCCAGGCUAAAACCGCACGUGCAGCAGCCUGGCGGGACAAGAGCAAGAAAGUAUCGAUCCUGUUCCAGCAUCUACAAGUAGAUUUGGAGUUUGCGUCACCGGACCAAGCUCGUAGUUUCCUAGAUGUGCUGGAGGAUAUUGCGACGGUGGCUGGCAACCAUUUCUUCUACAGUUAUGAAGUUCCACAGAAGGUCGCCUUCGUCAAGCCCGACUUCGACAUGGAACAGCAAGGUUUCACAAGCCGAGCUCCGCAGCCCUGGAUGGCCGUUCCCGCCGACUCUUCCGAGUGGCCUCGCCUACGAAAGACAGGCGAGUGGUCAGACUUCACUGUCGCGGGUGGCAGUCAAUUCCGCGUCCAUCGCGUCAAGCUUUGCAAAGAGUCAUACUACUUCAGAGCAGUAUGCAGCGGUGGCUUCUCUGAGACCGCGAAGCAGUCCAUCGAGCUUCCAGAAUCAGCACAAGUCGUAUCCACACUCCUCGACGAAAUGUACGGUGUCUACAACCCGACGACUGGUUCCAUCUUCACCAAUUUCGCGCUGAGAAUGGAGAUUGAGAAAGAGCUCAUGAUGAACCAGCUCCUUGAUCUCUUCAUCGCCGCGGACAAGUACAACCUCGAGAACAUCAAGCGCCGCGCCGCCGAGGCCAUCAUUGACCGCCUCCCCUUCAUCACCGACCCGCUCAUGAUCGUCGACCUGGCUACAUGCAUCUACCACGAGCAAUGCCCAGAGAACGACCGCGGAUUGCGCAAGGCUAUCAUCGAGUGUGUGAGGAUGAGGAUGCCUGCCAUACUACAGGAUGAGAGUGCGUGGGAGGAGUUCUCGGAGAACAAGAACGUACUGAAGGCCUUCCACAUGUCGCAAUGUGAGGCGGUUGAGGGUGGUGGUAUGAUUGGGUGGGGAGGCGGAGGUAAUAUGAUGACACCGCCUGCUACGCCUAGGUAG